UAGUUUUUCUUUUUCUCGGCUGCUGUUGUCUAGGUUUCUGAGGUGGUGCGAUCUGGGCUGGGUGGCAUCUUCUCUCACAGAUGCCUCGCCACAACUCAUGAGGUUGCUUCUCUCAUUUAAUCUGGUCUUCUCUCUUUUGGACCUUGGUAGUCCUGCACUUCUAGUAAAGAUUUAAGAUCUAUCUCAGUAUUUCCAGAAGAAAAGAUUAAAGGGGAAUUAUCAAGAACAGCUUCUUUUUUGAAUAGUAAAAAAUAAAAUGGCCACAACCUUGGCUCUUCAGACUGAGUUGAUCCAGGGAGGACUUCUGGCAGUGAAGGUAAAGGAAGAAGAGAAGGACCGUGCCUGUGGGCGAAAAUCUGGCCUGUCAAGAAGUAACCUUCAUACCAGAGAGUUCUUCCGUAGACGCUUCAGGCAGUUCUGUUAUCAGGAGACCACUGGUCCCCGGGAAGCUCUUCAAAGACUCCAGGAGCUCUGCCAUCAGUGGCUGCGGCCUGAGAUGCACAGCAAGGAGCAGAUCCUGGAGCUGCUGGUGCUGGAGCAGUUUCUAACAAUCCUGCCUGAUGACCUGCAGGCCUGGGUGAGAGAGCACCGCCCUAUGAAUGGAGAUGAGGCAGUGGCUGUGCUGGAGGAUUUGGAGAGAGAGCUGGAUGAACCAGGAGAGCAGGUCCCAAGUCAUGCUCAUAAACAGGAAAUAUUUGUAACAGAGAAGGCAACUCAAGGAGCAGCCCAGGAGUCAUCAAGUGGCCAAUUCCAAAUCUUGGAAAAGCAGCUGCAGUGUAACUUACCAGAGGCGUGCCGGGUUCAAGACAUUGAUGGUAAGGCUGGUAACUGGAAUGUGGAGUUAGCUUCCGCAAAAGAAAUUUCUAAAGAAAUGAAAUCUCUCAUAGAAGUACCUGGAAAACUGAACAGUGAUGUUACUAAAGUGUCAGAAUGUAGAGACACCUGUGACCACGAGGGCAAAUUGGAAAAGCAACGGGUAAACUCUUCAAUAGAGAGACCCUAUAUCUGUGGUGAAUGUGGAAAAAGCUUUACCCAGAAUUCUAUCCUUAUCGAGCACCAGAGGACACACACAGGUGAGAAACCCUAUGAAUGUGAUGAGUGCGGGAGGGCCUUUAGCCAGCGAUCAGGCCUGUUCCAGCACCAGAGACUUCACACUGGGGAGAAGCGCUACCAGUGCAGUGUCUGUGGUAAAGCCUUCAGCCAGAAUGCUGGGCUUUUCCAUCACCUCAGAAUCCACACUGGAGAAAAGCCUUAUCAGUGCAAUCAGUGCAGCAAGAAUUUUAGUCGACGUUCUGUCCUCACUAAGCAUCAGAGAAUUCACACUGGAGAGAGACCUUAUGAAUGUGAAGAGUGUGGCAAGAACUUCAUUUACCAUUGCAACCUCAUACAGCAUCGGAAAGUCCACCCUAUCACUGAACUGAGGUAGCUUCUUGGAAUAGGGAAGGCAAAAUUUCCUGAAGUCAUACCACUAAGUAAGGUAGCAAGGGUACUAUUUCUUAUUUUGUCCCUGAGAGAACAAUAACAGUUUAAUCAUUUAACAUAGAAAGUUAUAAGGGAAAGCCAGUGAACAUGCCCUUAUUUUUCUACUGAAAGAAGCAUACUAAUAUCUUAAACACAUCUGUGAAGUUCUCUAUUGACAGUGACAUAUACAGCUUUGCAAUGCUGAAUAUUGCUGUUUGUGUUGGCUUCAUAAUAAUAUAUACUUUAGCUCUAGUGUCAUAUACUUGUAUAAGAAGUUUUCUGGGUAUACUUUAGGAAAACUACUUCAUCCAAAAAUCAUAUGCAGUCUGAGUAUAAAAUAAUUUGAAUCAAUUAACUGAAUAUUUACAAAUUAAUUUUAAAAUAAUAGUAUUAAAAUCUGUAAUCUGCCUUUUAACCUUAUAGAAUGGGGCACACAGAUAUAAAUGCAGAAACAUUUCUCCCUAUAGAUUUUCAAUAACUGGUUUCAUUCAGGAACCAAAGAACCAAAGUAAAAGAGGUACACAUAGAAAAUAUUGGUGUCAUUUUGCAUUUUUUCCUAAUGAACUUUACUGCUAAAAAAAAAGUCAUUGCCUUUCAAUUGAUUUUCAAUGCCUAUUCAGCUUUUCAUCUGUUUUUCUAAGCAUAUAAUUUAACUUUGACUAUGAUUCUUUCCUUUUUCACUUCCUUGUAUUAAAAUUGUUCAAAAACUUGACUAAUUGCUUAUAUCAUGUGGUUUAGUUUACCACAUUGAGUGCUUCUUAUGCCUUUCAGUUUACAGUGAAUCUGUGAGGUACAUCCUAUCAUCAUUUCAAUUUUGUAGCUGAGAAAACUGAAGAGAAGUUUUUGUCACAAGUGUGGAGCUUGAGUUGACUCCAAUGCCAACAUUCUUAUCUCUAAUUCUGUAACCCAGGUUCUGGAAGAGGCAAGUACAUUAUAAUCCAAAAUUCAUUGGUGUGGCAAUUCUGUUUUUAAGUUAAAAAAAAAUUUAAGUUGUAGAUGGACACAAUAUCUUUAUUUGCUUUAUUUUUUUUAAUGGGUGUUAAGGAUUGAACCCAGUGCCUCACACAUGUGAGGCAAGUGCUUAACUACAACCCCAGCCCUAACUUUUGUUUUUAACUCAAGCAGUGUUAUAUUUGACAAAGUUAUAUUUGAUUUUAUCCAAAAAACAUUUAUUAAACACAUCUUACCUGUUAGAUGCGUUAAAAAUGCUUGCUUCUCAUUACUGUUACACAGUUUAUAAUCUGGCAGUUAUUCAUCUAUACAUACAUUUGUAGGUGAAAACUCAAUUUUGAAGUUAUUUUUAUCUCAUUCAUCUAUACUUCCAGCCUCAUUAAAAGUUCUAAGGGGCCACUUUUAACUACAAUUAAAAACUGCCAAUUUCUUGGAUUCUCAAGAGCAUAAAAGCCUGGUUGAGAGCACUAUCUUCAGUUUCUUUUCUUAUUUGGAAAUCUGGAUAAUUCAUCCUAGUAAGAACAAUAGGCCCCAUUCUAAUCUCAUCCUAAUAUAUCCUCCUCCUAAUCUCCAGCACCUGUGAGUAUGUUAAGUGGAAAAAGAGACUUAGUAAAUGUAACUGAGUAUCUUGAAAUAGCAAAGUUUAUUCUAGAAUAUUGGUGUAGACAUUGUUUAAUCACAAAGUCUUUACAAAAGGGAAGCAGGAGGUCUGAGCUUGAAGGAGAUGUGACAGUAGAAGCUGAGGUCAGAGUGGGUCCAUUGCUGGAAGGUGAUACAAGCCAAGGAGUGGAGUCAAUCUAUAAUAUCUGGAAAAGGCGCUCUCCUAGAAAGCACCUGACAUGUUGAUUGUAUUCCCCUGUAACACCCAUUUUUGGCCUUCCAACUCUGGAACUGUAGUAUAAUAAAUUUGUAUUGCAUUGAACUGGUAGUACUUUGUUACAUCAGCAAUAAAAAUUAAUAGACUCUUUUCAUAAAUAGAAUCCUAUAUUUCUAUGUAAAUGCAAAAUUAUAAGUUCUGAAGAAGAUAAUGUGUUUUAAUAUUCAAAAUCAUCAAGUCAGAAAUUUCCCUAAAUGGUUACUACAAAUUUUUUCAAGGGCAUGCUGAUAUGUUUAUUUCUCAGUAAAGACAGAAGAAGAUAUAAAUAUUACACAGCUGUACAGAGAUGAGGCAGAUCUGAUUCCAGAGUCUGCAUUCUUCACUAUUAUACCAUCUCCCACUUCUAGCAGCCUUGAAAAAGCACUUUCAUGUAUGUUAAAUUUUAAUUCUCAUUGUUUUAAUGUAAAUAGAACAGGUAUUCCAUUUUGCUCAUAGGAAAUUGAGAUAGUUAAAAAGAUAGAUAUGUACAUACAUACCCAAGAGGCAGAAAUUAACAAAUACUAGUACUCUGAACCCCAGUCUUUCUACUGAAUAUAUAUGGACUUUAAUAUCAGAAGUCCUCAGACUUAAAGCAAUUGUUAUCCCCUUCUAGAAUUGUAUUGAGGGAAAGAAAAUUAUCCACAUUUAAAAAUUUUUAUUGUUUUUAGUUGUAGACGGCCACAAUGCCUUUAUGUGGUGCCCAGGAUCAGAGCCAAUGCCUCACAUGUGCCAGGUGAACACUCUACCACUGAGGCACAACCCCAGCCCCACAUUUCUUAUAAGCCCUCAGAAUUCUCAAAAAAUUUAAGAGACAUUUUCAGCAGUUAUUCCAAGUGUUAUUGAUUCACACAUGAACAUGGUAAUUUCCUAACAUAUAUCUACUAUUAAGCCCCAAAUUAUCCAUGCAGGAAAACUUACUCAGAUAUUAACUAUAAUCAUGAGCAGAAUAUUUGUUAACCAUCUUUCUUCAACACAUUUAGACCCUUGUUACUCAAAGAGGUCUGAAGACCAGCAACUCUGGCAUCAACUGAGAAUCUGCAUUUUAACAAGAUCCACAGUUGAUUGUUAUGUACUUUAAAACUUGAGAAAAUUUUGUCUGGGCUGGGAACAAGACUUGGUGGUUUACUGCUUGCUGCCUAGCAUGUGCGAGGCCCUGGGUUCAAUACUCAGUACUGCAAAAAUGAAGAGGGGGCAGAGAGGGAGGGAGGGAGGGAGGGAAGCAUUGGUCUGAUCUUUUUCUCAGGUUCCUUCAAGAAAAAUCUCAAAAGUGUGCUUUAUUUGUUGUUGAUUAAGAUGGAGUCUGAUUCUUUUGCUCAGGCUGUCUGUCCUUGAAUGGCGAAGGCAUUCCUGCACCAGCUUUUUGACAGGGUCACAUGUGGGGGAUGCUGCAGCAAGGCAAGGCGGUACCAUCUGGAAACCGGAACCCAUGGGGAAUAUUAAGUGUUUUGUUUAUGAUACUUAUGAUAUGGAUAACAGGGCAUACAUCAAUCAAUAAUAAAAGUACAUCUUGCCUGAGAUUUCAGGAAAAUUCCCAGAAUGAGACUAAGGAUACAAUUAAGACAUGCCACCCACAGACUCUCCUUUGCCUUACAAAGGAAUUUACAAUGAAAAUGGGAAACACAUAAUUAAUAUUAAUGGCAAAUGGGUUGAGGUGCAGAGUCUUCUCUUUAGUUAAAGAAUACAAAGAUGUAAGACUUGGUGUACUUUGACCAAGGAUCAAAGAAACUCUUUAAGAAAGCAGUUAAAUAGGUCAUAUGAAAAAAGGAAAUUACCUUGGAAAUUAAAAAUAGAAUAAUGUAAAAUUAACAUAGAUAAAGUUUAGAGGCACUUUAAAGUAGUAGGCUUUAAGUAAUAGACUUUCACUAUUUUAAGUGUGUUUUACUGGGACUUUAGUUUAGAAGUAAGAAAGCUUACCAAUAAUCAUAGGUAUGCUUUAAAGUUAAAGGUUAAUAACAAGUCAGGAGACAUACAGUUGAGUUGCGUAGCACCUAGUGAUUGAGGUAAAAAACAUAAAAGCUUAAUUGGCAAAGAUUACAGGAAAAUAUUUUAAACAAUGUACUCAAUAUCUUAGGUAAUCAAAUCAGUUGCUUCUUCUCUCCCUUCUUGCUGCUGAUAAUUUGGAAAACAUUGUAACUCUUGAAAAUUAUGUAAAUUAAAGACGUUUCAGGC
Messenger RNA from Ictidomys tridecemlineatus (thirteen-lined ground squirrel), 5437 nucleotides. The record is from RefSeq and is a predicted model, not a curated record. Lineage: Eukaryota; Metazoa; Chordata; Mammalia; Rodentia; Sciuridae.